Molecule: messenger RNA, 1518 nt
Organism: Perca flavescens (yellow perch)
Lineage: Eukaryota; Metazoa; Chordata; Actinopteri; Perciformes; Percidae
Gene: ciz1b
Product: cdkn1a interacting zinc finger protein 1b
Exons: 13
Coding region: 166-1395 (409 amino acids)
Cellular component (GO): nucleus
Molecular function (GO): zinc ion binding; nucleic acid binding
Source: RefSeq, a predicted model, not a curated record
UCAGAUGGCCGCAGUCUUCCUCCCUGCCAGCAGGGGGCGACAGAGCAGCUCCGAGACAAACAGUGAAUAAGUCUGUGUUUACAUGUAGCCGAGCUAGCUUUAGCUUCUGCUGAGCGCGCAGGUCAGUGUUGGUGCAGAGAAAUUAAAGGUCAACUGGUUUUCAACAUGGUCAAACAGCAGCGGAGAACAGACAGGUGUUUUGUACCUGCUGCAGGGAACAGUGUGACGUGGGUUUGUUUUCCUGUUGGCCCCGUACACAGGAGACACCUUCAGCAGGUAGACAGCAACAAUCCCCACAGCUCCAUCACCACAGAAGAAGAGAGAGGAGACCCAGGAGGACCUGACGAAGGUUCAGGAGAGACAAAGAGGGCGAGACUGGACCGAACUGAAGAGGCUGCAGCUCUGACCAGUAGAGAUAGAGUCCCAGGGUCAUGCGGUCAACCAGGAAGUGAGAGCUGCUCCACAGCAGAUGGCGUUUCGUCCAGACUGCCUCCUCCAGACCAGCCGGCGUCAGCAGAGCCCAGUGAGGACAGCAGAGCAGCUGAGCUGCAGAGUGUGAGUUCACUAAAGGUCACCAUCCAGCAGAGCAGUGAGAGCAGAGAGUUCGGACAGACAGACAGGACAGCUGACAGACAGACAGGUGGACUCCACUGUCACGUCUGUGACCUCACCUGUCGCUCUGCGCAGGUGUUUCAGGAACACAUGGCAGGAUCAGAACACCUGAGGAAACUGAAGGAGAUGACACACUCUAUCUGCCUCAACACACACACACUGCAGAACAGGGGGUGUUGGCCUGAACUGCAGCGCUGGUGUGAAACCUGUCAGACUCACUUCAGCGGUGAUAUCAUCGUCCAUCGACGGACAAAACAACACAAGAUGUGUAAGCAGAUGUGUCGUCCCUUCUGUCCGGUGUGUAAACGUCACUUCAGGACUCCCAGGAAGUUUGUGGAGCACAUGAAGUCUGCAGAGCACAAGGAGCAGGUGCACCUGGAGGAGGCUCAGGAGGAAGAGCUGAUCACGGUGGACGCUGUCGGCUGCUUCGAGGGAGAGGAGGAUGGUGAAGAAAAGGAGGUAGAAGAAGUAGAAGUAGCUGAAGAAGAAGAAGAGAGCGUAGGAAAGGAAGAAGCAGAGAAGGAAAUGUCGGAGGUACAACCAAACGUUCAGGCAGCAGACACACAGAAAACAGACCAGGAGGAAUAUGACCCCCAAACCACUUAUGGAAGUAGUUUUGUGCUUCCUGUUUCUGGCUUCCUGUGUCAACUGUGUAAUAAGUUCUUCUACAGAGAGACAACAGCACGACACACACACUGCAGGACGCACACGCACUACCUCAACCUGCAGAGCCACAGAGCUAAGAGAACACAUGAAGAUCAGGACAGAUCUGCUCUCACCUGACCUACUGUCACUGUAUCCCACAAUGCAUCUCUGUAUCCAGGUGAACCUGCUGUAAAGACACAGAACAGGCAUGUUCUUCCAAAAUAAUGUGAACAUUAAACCGGUACAAAUAUGGUCAACUCA